AUGACCCUCGAGUUAAAGUGCAUAACAGAAUUGCACACAACAAACUGCACGUUUACUCCAUACACAACCAAAUUCCAAGCAUUCGUCGUAUGCCACAAACCAGGAGCAAUCAAUUGCAGCACCCCAUACAUUCCAGUCCAUGCACACCUCACAGACCGCCGAUUGAACUAUAACUUUGGUGACAGGAUAACUGUGACUUGCAAUACAAGCUCGGAUACCUUUACCCUUCAGUGCCACAACAAGGGACUCUGGAGUGGCCCUGUAAUUUCAUGUCCUGCACCAUUAUAUCCAGUCGAGCCAGUACGAUGUAACAGUCCGUACAUCCCGAGAUAUGGGUCUAUUGAUAACCUUCGUCUGGACUAUAAUAUUGGCACCAGUGUUAGGAUCACAUGUGACAACAGUACAGACAGCUAUAGCCUUCGGUGUAACUCUGAUGGAUUCUGGGCGGGAAGCGUUCUUUCUUGUCCGGCACCAGUUGAAGCACCAGAAAAGUGCAGCGCCCCAUACGUCCCAAGGUACGCUACAAUCCAGGACCUCAGAAUGAGCUAUGACUUCAAUGAAAGAAUAACCGUGACGUGUGACAACAGCACUACACAGUUUACCCUAAUGUGUCAUACGCAUGGCCUUUGGAGUGGCCCGGUGGUGUCCUGUCCAGAACCUUACAGACCCCCCGAACAGUGCAACACUCCUUACGUCCCAAGGUAUGCCACAAUCCAGGGCCUCAAAACGAGCUACGACUUCAAUGAACGAAUAACCGUAGUAUGUGACAACAGUACUACACAGUUCACCCUCAUGUGUAGCAUGCAUGGCCUAUGGAGUGGCCCGGUGGUGUCUUGUUUGGAACCCUACAGACCCCCUACAAUGUGUAACGCUCCUAGCAUUCCAAGAUAUUCCAAGAUAUCCGCUCGAAAUCUUCUAACAUCUUACGACUUGGGCGCCAGGGUAAAUGUAAGAUGUGAUAAUAGCUCGGUUCGAUUCGCACUCCGAUGUCGCACUGGUGGACUCUGGGAGGGACAGGUACAAGCUUGCCCGGCACCUGUAGAAAAACCGAUACGAUGUAACAGUCCGUACAUCCCGAAGUAUGGGUCAAUUGAUAACCUUCGUUUGGACUACAAUGUUGGCGACAGUGUUAGGAUCACAUGUGACAACAGUACGGACAGCUAUAACCUUCGGUGUAACUCUGAUGGAUUCUGGACGGGAAGCGUUCUUUCUUGUCCUGCACCAAUUGAAGAGUGA
Lytechinus pictus (painted urchin) is the source of this 1236-nucleotide messenger RNA. Its product is annotated as CUB and sushi domain-containing protein 3-like. The record is from RefSeq and is a predicted model, not a curated record. NCBI's taxonomy places the organism in Eukaryota, Metazoa, Echinodermata, Echinoidea, Temnopleuroida, Toxopneustidae. Bases 1 to 1236 code for a protein of 411 amino acids. The transcript has 8 exons.